Mugil cephalus (flathead mullet) is the source of this 1667-nucleotide messenger RNA. Its product is annotated as olfactory receptor 10R2-like. The transcript has a single exon. The coding region runs from base 272 to 1204 and encodes 310 amino acids. Gene Ontology annotation, molecular function: olfactory receptor activity; G protein-coupled receptor activity. The record is from RefSeq and is a predicted model, not a curated record. Gene Ontology annotation, cellular component: membrane. NCBI's taxonomy places the organism in Eukaryota, Metazoa, Chordata, Actinopteri, Mugiliformes, Mugilidae. Gene Ontology annotation, biological process: G protein-coupled receptor signaling pathway.
ACAGAGUGUUUUCUGAAUGAGUGAAUACACCUGACAAUGCUACUGGCUUAUUUUCUUAUUGACUGUUAUUCCAAUCUGUUGCAGAUGUCUCACUUGUAAGUGUCUUAUGUCAUUGUGCAUUAUCAGUUUUGAAAAUCUUUCCAGUGUCUUUCAUGCACCGUACCUCUCCAUUAACAUCAUCCAGCCUGUGACUAAACAGGAAACAAGGAAUCGACGUAGCUCUUGUUUGGGAUACUCGUCAGACAACCUCUGAUACAGCCUAUGGGGGUAGAUGGAAAACAAUACUUAUCCCUUAUAUUUUAAUCUCACGAUGUUUGUGAACAUAGGCAACUACCGCUACCCAACAUUUGUCCUGUGCUUCUUUGUGUACGCCUUCAUCAUCUCAGCUAAUCUUGUCAUAAUACUGGUGAUAACGCGAGAGAAGUCUUUGCAUGAGCCCAUGUACAUUUUCAUCCUGUGCCUCUCCAUGAACUCUCUGUACGGCUCUGCUGGCUUUUUCUUCAGAUUCCUGAGAGACCUUCUGUCUGACACUCACUUAGUCUCGCGACCCGCUUGUUUCACUCAGAUCUAUGUCAUUUACACGUACGCGUCCUACGAGCUCACCAUUUUAGGCAUAAUGGCGUACGACCGCUACGUCGCCGUGUGCCACCCUUUACAUUACUGCAGCAAAUUAACUCCCAGGGUGAUCUCCAAGCUGGUGGCCUUAGCGACCAUUUAUCCAGCUUUCUCCGUCGCCACCUGUGUUUAUCUGGCCUCCAGGCUUCCUCUGUGCGGCAAUGAGAUACCAAAGGUAUUUUGUGCCAACUGGAAUGUGGUGAAAUUGUCAUGUGUGCCCACUGACCUAAACAACCUUAUUGGCAUGCUGGUGUCCACCACCACGGUCUUUCUGCCCUUGGUUUUCGUCCUCUACACGUACGCACGGAUUUUACUCAUUUGCAGGAAGCGCUCGUCAGAGUUCAGGAGCAAAGUCGUGCAGAGCUGCCUGCCGCACGUUGUCACUUUUGUCAACUAUUCCAUUACUGUGUUCUGUGACGUUGCCCUCAGCAGAAUCAACCUGGAAGAGCUCAAUCCGUUUCUAGCCAUCAUUCUGUCCCUGGAAUUUGUUGUUAUACCUCCCAUUCUGAAUCCUCUUGUUUAUGGAUUAAAGUUACCGGAUAUCAGAAAAUGUAUUUUAAGAAUGUUGUCGUGUUCAAAGCGUCUCUAACACUGUGAGCUGAACACUAGAUAGUUCAAUUAAUCAGGGCUCUCAGACUUAGACUGAGUUGUGUCAUCGUUUAACUCUUAUUACAUACUUACAUAAUAAGUGUGUCCUAGUAAAGGAGGUGUUUUAAUCUGUUGAAGGGUUUCUCCUUUCUGCUGAUCUGUUCUGAAAAGUCUGUGACUGUAUUCAGUAAAACAAAAAGUCUAACUAGAUUACCCUCACACCUUUGUGGGAGCUUCCUGCUUUGGAUUUGGAGUUUGAGUACUGUGAAAUAAAUGCAAGAAUAAAUAGCGACACGUAUCUCACAUGUAUCUACUCUAUCUGUGAACCGUGUGUUUAAGUGAUCACAUGGGUGUUGCUGACUUUUUGUCACAUCUUCUUUGAAAGAGUGUCGAUAAAUAACGGAGGUGACCUCAAAUGAGGGACACAAGACAUUUUAGAAUCAUGUACACGAUUUGAAUAAAUA